Lineus longissimus is the source of this 9494-nucleotide messenger RNA. RefSeq lists its product as uncharacterized. Gene Ontology annotation, molecular function: protein binding. Bases 83 to 5308 code for a protein of 1741 amino acids. The transcript is spliced from 14 exons. The record is from RefSeq and is a predicted model, not a curated record. Lineage: Eukaryota; Metazoa; Nemertea; Pilidiophora; Heteronemertea; Lineidae. Gene Ontology annotation, biological process: cell-cell adhesion.
UUGAGAUUAUACCAAUUUUGACACAAAAUUCUUUGCUAAUAUUUCUGAUGCAUUGGACUAUAAUUCAAGGAUUACGUUUGAGAUGUAUCUCAAGGGGCCAUGCGUGAUUUUAGCUCUGCUAUUCACGGUGUUCUCUGGAGUUUUCGGAGCUCGGCGAGUGAAACGGCAGAUCAUCAAAACGGCCAGCGUAGGUGGACGGAAAAUCCUCGAAUGCAACAUCGUCUAUCCAGGGGGCGUCUACACACCACAUGUGAUCAAAUGGAAUAAAAAGGGAAUAGAUACUCCAGUUUAUGUCAAAUUUAACACAUUUUCACCACAUAUUGAUGAAAGCUACAAAGACCGGAUUCGUUUAGUUGAAAAAGCGUCAAUUGAGUUGAGUAAUAUUAAAGGCACAGACGAGGGAUGGUAUGAGUGCAUCGUAAAUUUUAUGGAUGGAACCGAUACGACAACGCAGAAUGGAACCUGGAUAUACCUCUCAGUUAACGCUGCACCCGAAAUCACUCAAGCCUCGCCAAGCCUGAUGCAGCAACACGUUGGGACCACCAUCACAAUAUACUGUGAAUCAACAGGCACCCCAAACCCGAUCUUGAUAUGGAAGAAAAACGGGAAAGAGCUCCAGGAAACUGAUCGAAUAAGAAUCAACCGGAAUAGAGUUUUCUUAAAGGAUUUACAAAUUGAGGAUGGUGGGGUCUACGCCUGCCAUUUUGAAAAUAUCGUCGGGGAGGCGACGCAUACGAUAAAGGUUAUAAUUGAAGGUGGGACAUACAUAGUUGAACGGCCAAAAAAUGCUUCAGCACGCGAGGGCCAGCGGAUAAAAUUCUCGUGCAAGUCUGAGGCGUUUCCUAGCAAUAUAACGUACCGAUGGUUCAAGGAUAAUGUAGAUAUACAACUUUUAGAUAAUUUAUUAUCAAGAACUACGAUCUAUGCAGAUGGUGGACUCCUCAUCUCCAUGUUGACGAAAACCGAUUCAGGCUGGUAUAAAUGCCGACCAACUAAUGGCAUGGGUAUGGCACCGGAGGCUCAAGGAUACUUAAAUGUAACUUAUGUGCCACGUGUACUGUCCAUGCCUGCCUUUCUAUAUCUUCCAAAAGGGAUGCGCGGCGAGAUCAGAUGCCCCGUCGAUGCAAACCCGCCGGUUACACAAGUCCUCUGGACUAAAAACAAUCAUGGUGUUAAUGUCAUGACCAGCCAGAAGCUGGCGAUUGAUUCUAAUUGGACACUAAUAUUCAGUGCUGUAGAGGAAGGAGACGCAGGGCGGUACACAUGUACUCCAUACAGUGUGCUGGGCACGGGGAAUACGUCUCCAGUUGUACAGGUUUUUGUAAAAGAUCCUCCUUAUUUCACUAAACGUCCAGAUGAGUUUUAUCAAAAACUGCCAAACCAGUCCGUAAUAUUACCAUGUGCAGCUAGUGGUGAUCCCAAGCCGGAAAUCACUUGGAGGAAGGCAAAAGGUAAAAUGCCCGACUCCAAGCGGUUGCUCCAAAAGGAGGGUGACCUGACAAUAUUGGAUUUAAUCAAGGCAGAUCAUGGCUCGUACGAAUGCGUCGCCAACAACAUCGUCACAAGCAUCAUAACAAGCACUACUCUCAUCAUAGAAUCCACCACACCACAUGCACCUGACAAUGUGACUGUAGAGAUGGGCCUCUUCUCAGCCAAAGUCUCGUGGUUUCCAGCCUAUGAUGGCGGCUUUUCUCAACAUUAUGUUCUCUGGUUCAAAGUUGUUGACGAAAACCCAGAGAACUGGAAAACCAUGCGUGUGCUCCCCGAUGGCACCACCAGCUUCACGCUGUAUAACCUCAUCCCGGACACCAAAUAUGAGUUCAGCGUCCUCUCCAGAAACCAACUCGGGGAUGGCAUGUUCUCAAAAGUCGUUAAGGCGAAAACAAAAGGUUAUUCUCCCGGUUUGGUGACCGCUCUCCCAACUUAUGCAUCUGGGACAACAUAUUUCCCUAAACUCGUGAAAAAACAAGGUCCUGCCCCUGGUCCCCCAAGAAGCGUGAACUACAGGUGGAACGGCAAUAACCUUGAGAUUUCAUGGCUUCCACCCAGAAAUACCACUGUUCCUGUGAUGUACUAUAUCAUCGAGAGUUACGAGAACGGGAAAUGGGUGAUGUUUAGCCAAGAGAUUGUCAACAAGACUGUAUUCGUGAUGCAAGGUUUCUUGCCAACCGAGGCUAAUUUUCAGUUCCGAGUGAUCUCCUAUGGUGUGUUGAAUGCUAGUGAGCCGAGCAGUGUGGUGAAGCUGGAGCCAAGAACGGCUGAACAAACAUCAGGUGGCCUGAUCAUGUCCCAAGCAGCUAUCUGGGGCAUAGUCGGAGGCCUCCUUUUCCUACUCGUGGCCGUCAUCAUGGCUCUAAUUGCCGUCAAAUGCUUCAACCAGAGGAGGGAGAAGAAGAAGAAGGUCAAAUAUGGCAACGUGAAAUAUUUUGGACCCAAACAGCUGGAUGCCACCACACCAAAUGCUCUCAAUGCUGCCAAGCACAACAAUAGUAAUAGUAUAAUGACAAAUGCCAAUAGUACAAAUUCUCAUUCUAAUUCAAAUCACAGUGAAGAUCAUGACAGAAGUUCAGGAGUCGGCCGAAGCCACCGUGUGAAACUUUUCAGACCGUUGCAGAAAAAACGUGUUUUUGUCCUACAUAAAUCACGCGAUUCAAUGCGGGAGAAUUUUCUCCCAAACGAUCGCGUUUCCGGUGAAUGUGAUAACGAGGCUAUGCUCCGGGACUUUCCUGACGACGAUGAUGCGGGAUUCCGAACGUAUUCUCCCGGUAGGCGUCACCUGCGGAAGUCACCGCAUGGAUAUCGUGUUGAUCUGGAGCAUCCGAUUGGUCGAAUUGAACGGUCACCUGAUGGUCGUUUCGUGCCGUAUCCAACUGAGGAAUGGAAGGAGUGUCCGAUGGUACAUGACGUCAAUGACAUCAUCACGGAGCCAAAUGUGAACUUUCAACCAAUAAAAGACCGUCCGUGUCAUGAGUACCCGUAUCAUGAUCAUGGUUAUGCUGUCAGGGGGCCUUAUGCUCCGUACGCAGGUCAAUAUGGUUACCGGCCCGGCCAUCAUGAUGGCUGUAGCAUGAUGAGCAACAUGGGGAGUCUGCGUAGUUCUACAGAUUGGCCUAUAGAUGGCCCCAUGUCAGACCCUAUGACACGCCAAACCACUUCGUUGGAUCGCACUUAUCUUACAAGUAGUCCAGACCUGGAUAACGAAAUCAUGCCACCUCUUCAUCUAAGUGAUUUAAGCUCCGUCCUGCCCUCGUCUCAUGAGCGGUUGCGGCCAUACCCCAGUAAAAAUCUUCUCCCAAUGCCCCCUAUCAUGGGGUUAGAUGAGGGAGAGGAGUCCAGCUAUGUCGCCUUUAACCCCAAUAAGGCAGAUCUGCACUUCACCCUUGGUCCGCUGCAACAAGAUUCAGUAAGCGGAGAACUGCUCAUGCGGCGGAUACCCAACGAGCAAAGAUCUAGUUCUUUUGAUACCUCUCUGUAUCCAUCAUUUGAACGGUCAUGUGAUAGCAACUCAGCAUCACGUGACAGGUCAGGUGAUCUCUCCAUACCUAGAUCACGUCAAAGAUCUCAAGAUCGAUCAUAUGAAAGUGCACAUGAUCGUCAGCCUUCAGGUGACAGGUCACGGGAUAGAUCAUUUGACCGAUCACGUGAUAGAUCACAUGACAGAUCCUAUGACAUCUUUUCAGAUGUUCCUUCACGUGACCAGUCACAUGAUAAUUCUGACAUUCCACUUCCAUUUGAGAGAUCACGAGGUAGAUCUCGUGACAGAUUCUCAAGAACUGCACAGUUUCAUCAACGACACCCAUCGCAUGUUGGACAACAUGACAGGUCACGUGACAUGCCAGUAUCACAUGAACAUUACCCCUUACGUGACAUGUCACGUGAUAGGUCACAUAAUAUGCCAGCAUCGCAUGAACAACACCCAUCAAACGACAUUCCAGUAACGCACCAACAUUAUCCAUCACAUGACAGGUCACAUGAUAGAUCGCAUGACAUUCCAGUAUCACAUCAACGUUAUCCAUCACAUGAUAGGUCACGUGACAUCCCAGUACCCAGUCAAUUUCCGCCAGCGCAUGAUAGAUCACGUGACAGGUCACAUGAUCGUUUUUCAGACAUUCCAUUAUCACACAAACGACGUUCAUCACAAGAUCAAUCCAGGGAUAGAAUACCAAACCUCAUUCCACCAGAAUUCAGCGUUCCAUCGAUAUCCCAGGAUUCCUUUGCAUCACAUGACCAAUAUACGCCAGAUGAGUUCCGAGGCAUGCUCCCAUCAUCUGAUGAUGUGUUCACCAUCGACAUUGACCAAUCACCGCCUGUGCUGCCGUAUCAACCGAGUUACCUACCAAGAGAUGUCAGACCUGAUAAAAGAUCUCCGUAUUUGCCACAUUGCCAAGAACUGGGAGGUUUGCAGGCGCCUGAUUCCCAAGUCUUCUAUGAUCCUGAACUAUCAAAGAUAUCUGCCAAGGAGGGCAAAAAGCAGGUGGCCAGGGUCCUUCCGUCGCCCCAGAAAGACGAGGGCUCUGACAGCAGCGGGCGACCCAUGGAAUACACCAGGGACCAACUCCAUGGGACUAUUGAAAGGAUCCGCAACAGUCAGAGGGCGAGGAAAGUGCGUCCUCUCUCUAGUGAUUCUGCUUUGGAUGCAAUUGCACGCCUGAGAAAUCGAUCGCCUUCUGCCAAAAGGAGACCAGCAUCGAGCAAUGUUUCACCCGAUCGGGGUUCAAUGUAUGCAGCAAAUAUUGCCCCGUAUAAGGAUUAUCCAAUCAGGCGGACCAGUAGUGCAAGUGUUAGCUCCGGUCUAGGAAGUGGUGUAGGUUCUAGACAUGCUUCUGUUGGGAUGUACCCAAAUGGUGCUGUUGCCCCUGAAAGUUUGUACCCUAUGGGCAUGGACAUGCCCGACACUAGUCACAGCAGUACAAGUGGGAUCGGGAGCCGUAAUACAUCCAAUAGUACUGCAUCAGCCCUGCCCCCUGGUGACAACAUGCAGCUACAGCUUGGCGUGCUCCUCAAACCGCCAGAAGAUGUCAGUGACGACUCGUCCAUGUUUUCUAUUGAGCCUCCGCCGUUAGGCCGCGAUGCAUCAGUUGACGAAAAUUACGAAUUUGACACGGAGAACGGUUUAGAAUCGGACAUCUUGGAUAUCAUUCGUCAGUACCAUCGGCCAAGGCAGUUGUCCUUUGAUGCAGAUAGAGGGCUCCCAUCACAGGUUCAGCCAUUAAGCCCUGAGGAGCGCUGCGACAAACUGCGCGAGGAAUUCCGUGAGUUUCGCCGUCGGCAAAUUAGUGGCGAAAUUGGUAAAGAAUCAUCUUUGUGACCUCAACAUCACUGCCAUUAAGAGUUCAUUACAUGUUGGAGUGUGCGAAAAUAAUGUGUGCAAUUGGGUAUAAAUCACUGCAUUAAUGCACAGCUGUUUCAGUGGAGCGACAACGAUGAAAUUGACUUGAGAAGAAUAUCACUGCCAUUUCACUGCCAUGUUUAUUUGACACCAUAGGCUACAAUGCAUUUCAUACCUGACAAAAAACAGUUGAACUGGGAUGUGAUAAGGGUCCGUUGCUAGUCCUGCACACAAUACAAUCAUCUGACACAUUAAGCCUACAUUACACAGUACAGUUGAUACCCAUCACAAUACAGUUGAUAUAUGUUUAACCCGAGACAAAACAGUUGAUUCUAUAGACACAGUGCAGUCAAACCUGGCACAAUACAGUUGAUACCCGGCACAAUUAUACUGCUGAUACAUGACACAAUACAGUUGACAAUACAGUCAAUCUUACACAAUGCAGUUGCUUGAUACAUACACUAUACUGUUGCUACCAGACACAAUACAGUCAACACAAUAUUAACACAUGACACACAACAGUUCAUACCUGAUGGGAUAUAUUUUACACAAUAAGGAUGAUAAAUUAAGCAUUUGAUUCAAAUUUUGCUUCUAUGUCUCAGAAAUGUGCUAGUUUAGAGCGAUUAUGUUUUUCUGUCUUACUGAAUAUUGUUGUGAACGUACGUGGCAGACAAGAACUGGUGCUAUAAAAUCACAUUCGAACAUGAAUCCAAUCUGAAUGUAAAAAAAUAUCCAAAUCAUCGACUGUGGGAUUUAAGUGACUUAGGUGAUGGUGUUGUGGCUUGGUUGUAGGAGGUGUCUUCCUCCUUGAAGACAGUACAGAAAUGAUAUAAAAGUUUCCAAAGACUGAGAGCAGAACAGUCGGGAGCCAUAUCAGCUGUCAAGCUAGUAAUCUGGCAUAAAAUGGAGUUUUUCAUUGUAGCACUAGAUUCGAAAGAAGUUAUACUGGCUCCUGACCGCUUUGCAGUAAAGAGACAACAGGUGCUGUCGACUCACCAUGGUUAAGAUUGAAAGGUGUAGGCGUUAGAGGUAUUGUCAGUAUAAUGUGUACAGGAUGAGGAAGAAAGUGUCUCCGAAAAAUGUUUUCCAAAUUUGCUUGGCAUGCGCUCUUUUUAUCGGAAUGAACCCAGCAAGUGAACCUGACACUAAUAAAGUUGUUUCACUGCUGCAACAGUUUUUUGAAUAGAUAAGGCAUGCAUUUGUCAAGCAGGUGGAGGGGGGGGGGGCUAAAUAAUGCAUCUUUUCACGUGUGUAAAUAUGACCAUUCAUCACUGUCUGCAGAAACAUAUUUAACUCCCAAUUCUUUUGUGUCUAUAUCUAAGUUUUCUUGCACCACUUCAAACGAAAGAUGUGAAUGCGAUUUGGGGAUAAUAUUUUCUGAAUUUCUCAAGAACAGCCGGGGUCCUAUAUAGGGUACAACUUGCACUAUUAUAAUCAGUCAUUUCAUCUGUCAGACACCACAUCCCUGAUACAUUGAGUAAGACUUUUGCCUCGUUUCAAGUUGCAUAUCAGCUCGUUCUGCACUUGUGAAAUAAAAACGGGCAAGAUCGACUAGAAUAAUUUUAGCAAUUGACUAUUUAUUUUGUGAAUAUUUAUUCUCUCAACUGUUCAUAUUGUGUAGAAUUUGUCAAGGCGACUCAUAAGAUUAUAAUGUGAAUGCACGAAUCAUCGCCUUCAUAUUGGGUGAGAAUUUUAUACAGGGCUUUGGUAGAAAAUGUUGAGUAAGUCUUUUGCCUCGUUUCAAGCAGUUUGCAUAUCAGCUCGUUCUGCACUUGUGAAAUAUAAAUGGGCAAGAUCGACUAGAAUAAUUUUAGCAAUUGACUAUUUAUUUUGUGAAUAUUUAUUCUCUCAACUGUUCAUAUUGUGUAGAAUUUGCCAAGGCGACUCAUAAGAUUAUAUUGUGAAUGCACGAAUCAUCCCCUUAAUAUUGGGUGAGAAUUUUAUACAGGGCUUUGGUAGAAAAUGUUCAGUAACAUUUUUCAAAGGAUAUACUAGAAGGUAUGAUAAUGUUUUUAUAUUGUAUAUAAUGUACAUGUACUGCCACUGGUAUCUUAAGUUAUUUUACAGUCUACCUCCAACUUCGAUUUACUUAUCAUAAUUUGUAUAUUUCAUCUUUUCUCAGCAGUUCAAUUACCACUUUUCAUUUUGGUUGCAGAAGCUCCAAAACAAUGUAGGGGAGGAGAGUGUCGGCACUGGCCACCGUUUUGACCAUAACAAUGAUACAUUCAAACAUACAUGGCAACCACUUCAAGAUUCUGGCAUUCCCCUGCUAAAACUGAUACAAGGCAUAGGUAAGUGGCAUCCAGGGGGGAGGGGGUGCAAAUUACCCCCUUUUUGGGAGAAUUUUGAAUUUGACCAUUAAAUAUAAUUUUUUGGGAGAACGCCCCUCCUCAAUCAAAGCCACCUCCCCUCUAAAGUUCCUGGCUAUGCCAAUGCCAACAUGGGGUAGGUUGCUUUCUUCCUACUCUCGUCACUAUAUGGUCAAAAUGGUACCUCCGACACUCCACUGCAUUCCUGACAAAUACACAUUUAUAUCUCCGCUUUUGGUCGAUAAAGGAAAAAACUUCCCUCUGCAGCACAUUUGAGAUUUUUUAUCAAGAUUUCUUUCAAAUGGUGUUCAUUUUGAGCCGCUACGCCACUGGCUAGAAAAAAGCUCACAAUUCCGUAAAUAAAUGUAGGAGCUGAAUAGAAAUAUCAACAUUGCCGUUGAAAAAACCUUCCUCUGCAACACAGUUGAGAUUUUUUGUCAAGAUUUCUUUCAAAUGGUGUUCAUUUUGAGGCGUUAUCGGUUACGCCGCUCGUUAGAAAAAAGCUCACAAUUCCGUAAAUAAAUGUAUGAACGGAAUAGAAUUAUCAACAUUGCCGUUGUAUGAUAGCUGUUGUGUAGACAGAAAUACAAAUACUGUAAUCAAGGUUUCAAAGUUGCAUGCAUGGUAACUGCACUACAGCAUUGUGUACAUUAGCAUUUCUAUUUUCCUGACCCACAAUGAAAUACGACUGGCGUACCGGCCCGGGAAAUAAUUUAGAUAAUGGUGUGAACCAAAGUUAAUCAGCGUGCGUUUUAUAAUUACAGUAAUAUUUAUUACAUCUCGAGGCUGAUCUUAAAUUCUCCAAAAUGACUGCUAGUAAGACAAGAUGAAGGUGUUCUGAGUGAGUUACACUUAAUAAGAUUAUCACUUUUGUUCCAGAAAGUAAAUUAACAAGAUAGCUCUUUUCGCUGUUGGUACUUAGGAAGAAAGAUUUACUAACCAAUCAUAAGAUAACCCUUCAGGGUUGAUAAGCCUAGGGUGAUGCAUGUCUUCCCUUACCUUGGGGGGGGGGCAGUACUAGAUACAUAUUCAACGAUACAUAACAGCUAGGGCAAGUGCGUUCAUUGUUCAACGUGAAACAAUUUAUUUGGGCCAUGUAUGCCGACUUAAUGCUUAUUGUCCUCUUGUAAUAUUUUGUGCAGCUUGUAAUGUUUACAACUUCACCCAAGAAAUAGCUGUGGCUGCCAAUUGCGUACUUGCGGGUAAUCUGUUUCACUCCAGACUGAAACUUGGUGCUGAAAAAAACCUGUCACUUCUCGAGAGCUUUGCACUCUUAGAAAGGUUUUUCGGCCAUUACAAAUAUGCUCCCCAAAGAGAUUCGUCAGAAAAGUGAAAAACUCUUGGAGACUCUUCUCAAUCUCAAAAAUAUAAUUUGUUUAUGUUACAAAAACUUCUAAAACCCUUUUUAUGUUGGCCCAAAAACUGAAGCCCAAAAACCUCAAUUUCUAAGAGUGUGUAGGUUCUCGCCUGAUUUGUGGACAAAUUCCUUAUCAAGGCCUUGAAAGAUCCAAAUCUUUAUCAUACCGGUAAUUUUGUCUUCUGUCCCUCGCAUUUGUGGUCUACUUCAUUUAUAUUGAUAUGAGUUGUUUUUAAUUUCAUCGGUUUUGAAUGCACUCAUUUUUGCAUCACAUCAUUAAUCUCACGGUCCGGCUAGAUUUGGUCACAAGAAACGUACUUAAGAAAUGUAAAAAGUGUAAAUUAACCAGUAGGGCGGUUGAGUUAAAUAUUUUUUCCAGAGGUGCAUUGUAAUGUACAAACUAGUACAUGAUAAUUAUUUGUAAUUUGUAAAUUGAGGCAAAAAUGCAAAAGGUCGAUUUCAAAUUUUGUUAUACAUGGAGCGGAAUUAGUAUUAUCGU